This is a messenger RNA of Sinocyclocheilus rhinocerous, 822 nucleotides long. Its product is annotated as muscarinic acetylcholine receptor M5-like. The annotation marks the transcript as partial. Gene Ontology annotation, biological process: G protein-coupled receptor signaling pathway, coupled to cyclic nucleotide second messenger; adenylate cyclase-inhibiting G protein-coupled acetylcholine receptor signaling pathway; chemical synaptic transmission. The transcript has 2 exons. Gene Ontology annotation, molecular function: G protein-coupled serotonin receptor activity; G protein-coupled acetylcholine receptor activity. The record is from RefSeq and is a predicted model, not a curated record. Gene Ontology annotation, cellular component: synapse; dendrite; plasma membrane. Lineage: Eukaryota; Metazoa; Chordata; Actinopteri; Cypriniformes; Cyprinidae.
AUAAACGUGCCUUACGUAUCCGUCAUGACCAUCCUCUACUGUCGGAUCUAUAAGGAAACCGAGCGACGCACCAAAGAUCUGGCCGAGCUUCAAGGAGUCAACUCUUUGAACGAUUCAGACACACCGAAUCAAAAGAUUCAUUCGUGUUUCACUUCAAAAGACGAGCAGCUGACCAACUUUAGCUACGCUUCAUCCGAAGACGAAGAGCGCUCGGCUUCUCCCUGUGUCUUCAAAGAGACGAGAAACAAAAAGUGCGUUUCUUAUAAAUUCAAAGAUGUUCGUUCUACGAAGAGCGCUAAUGGAGAGGAAAAGCCCUCUUCGUUCUCGUCGGCCGAGUCUGUGAACGCACCGUCUUCCUCCAAACCCGUCGAAGGCACGCUGAAGAGCCAGAUCACUAAGAGGAAGAGGAUGGUUCUGAUCAAGGAGAAGAAGGCGGCACAGACUCUCAGCGCAAUCCUGCUGGCCUUCAUCCUCACCUGGACGCCGUACAACAUCAUGGUGCUGGUCUCCACCUUCUACAUCCAGACUCUCACGUUCAGUCGUGGUUCUGAUCUGUGUGUUUCUGCAGGAGAUGCGAGUGAAUCGCGAUGGACGGAGAGAAGAACGUCACCGUCAGCGCAAACGUCUCCGGCGCGCACAGCCUGUGGGAGGCGGUCUUGUUACGUCAACAGCACCGUCAACCCCAUGUGCUACGCUCUCUGCAACAAGACCUUCCAGAAGACCUUCCGCAUGCUGCUGCUGUGCCGCUGGAGGAAGAAGCGGCCCGAGGAGAAGCUGUUCUGGUGCGGACCGAAGCCUGCGGCCGGAAACAGACUCUCCUGA